AACAGUGUUCUUCACCCGGUUAUGUGUUGGGACAUAAUCAGCUUCACAUCUGACAGGAGCGAAGCAGCGGCUGUUUACUCUUCCGCUCCGGUGAUCUCAGGGAGCCGAACACGGUCGGUUCCUCGGUGAAGUGGCCUCCAGCUGCUCGUGAAAGGAACAGCUUUGUCGGCUAGCUCACAUUAGCCAGCCCGUUACCAGUAGAUUUACGGAGGCUUAUGUCCGGCGGCUGCCCUGCCAGGUAGAUCAACCAAAGCCUGAGGGUCAGCCACCAUGGUUCAGCCACUCCACCAGAGAACGAGUGUUGACGUUUGAGAGGAAUUCAUUUAGAUUAUUUUGGGUGAACAAACGCGACCUUUAGUCUGCGUGUGCGCAGCCAGGCUGGUUUGGCCUGUUUUCAUUGUCUGCGAACACCGAGAACACACAAGUUGUUGUUGUUGUUGUUGUUUGGCCGGUUAGUGGUUCACUUAAAGCCCCGUUGGUGUAAACAACCCCAGUCAGCUGUUCACCCCUCCACCUUCCUGAGAGAACAGCAGGUCCAGGAUGGCGCAACACAGCUCCACUCAUGUGGCCAGCUCGCAGAAAGCACUCAUGUUGGAGAUGAAGAGUCUCCAGGAGGAGCCCGUCGAGGGCUUCAAAAUCACACUGGUGGACGAGGCGGAUCUCUACAUCUGGGAAGUGGCCAUUUUCGGACCCCCAAACACUCACUAUGAAGGGGGCUACUUCAAGUCUCGGGUCAAGUUCCCUAUUGACUACCCGUACUCCCCACCCGCCUUCAGAUUCCUCACCAAGAUGUGGCACCCCAACAUCUAUGAGAAUGGAGAUGUGUGUAUUUCCAUAUUGCACCCUCCAGUGGACGACCCGCAGAGUGGAGAGCUGCCUUCAGAGAGAUGGAAUCCAACCCAGAAUGUCCGGACCAUUUUACUGAGUGUGAUCUCGCUGCUGAAUGAACCCAACACCUUCUCCCCUGCUAACGUGGACGCUUCCGUCAUGUACCGUAAAUGGAGGGAGAGCAAGGGCAAGGACCGUGAAUACGUAGAAAUCAUCAGGAAACAGGUUUUGGCCACUAAAGCAGAAGCAGAGCGCGACGGCGUGAAAGUCCCAACCACACUCGCAGAGUACUGCAUCCGCACCCGCGUCCCGGCCCCUGAUGAAGGCUCCGACCUCUUCUAUGACUAUUACUAUGACGACGACGAUGUGGAGGACGGGGACGGGGACUGCUGCUACGAUGAGGACGACUCCGGCAACGAGGAGUCAUGACAAGCUGUAUGACAGCAACGCAGUCUAGCUGACAUAGGCUACCCCCUUUUUUUCUGCCCGGGUUGCCAGAUAUUCGAGGCCUACAACCAAGAAAGAUUUGAAGCUUCCCACUUCUCAACUAAUGAAAUGAGCUGUUUUUACCUCAACCUCUCAGGAGGAUUGAAUCGAUGCGUCGUUGUGGAAGGGUCAGACCCGGUUAAGAUUUCCACCAGCACAAUAGUCACCAAUUUCUCCAGUUUCGCAAUUUUCAUCACCACCUCAAACCUUAUUUUGAGAGAAUAACUUCAACUGUCGCUUUAUUGAGUUGUCCAGUCCACUGUACAGUUUAAGGUGUUGCUGGAUCCACAUCAGAAACAUUUACUCUGGUGCAAACACUUCCAAACAUUUCUCAGCCUCUCUCCUCCAUAUCUUUAUUUCCUUAAUUGUAAUUGAAUAGCUCUGCCCACUAGUUGGUCUCUAUGACUGACGAAUGAAGAGGACUUACAGGAGCCUGACUGUGUUGAGCAGUUUACUGCAAACACAUUGAAUCAGACAUUUCCGAGUUUCACAGUCUCCUCUCGCUGCGACAGGACAGGACAGGAUAUGAUUUGACACGGUUCCUGUGCAUGCCUGAACACUUUUGGAAGUGUUGUGUGUCUUUGACUGAAAGACGAUUCCCCUCCAUCGUGAUCUGAUCUCAGCUUGCUGAUGACAAGCACUUGUAAUAAUGGAGGACGGUGCCGGUGUCUCAAAAUCCUCAUGAACGUUUUUUUUUUUUGCUAACGUUGAUCUUUGCCGUGUUUCUUCUGGUCACCGUUGGAUGUGUUUCUCUGUCCUUUUGAGUGGGGGUUCUGUCUUUUGAUGUAGCUUCAGAUGUAAGAGUUGUGUAGGAUGACCAUGUUUUUCAGGGUAGGGGGUGUUGGUGGUGGUGCUGGCCAGAUAUAAUUAAUGAUCCGAGCUGUAUUUCUCCUCAGGUUUGUGGCCUUAAAGAGCUAACAACCCGAAACAAGUGUAAACAAAAGCCCAAAAUAUUUCAUGACUGUUUGUUGUAUUCUUGUCUUCUUUUUGUUCUCUUGCAAGCGUUGUUAUUUUACUCUCUUUCGUUGGGUAGACACUAUGCCUGCAGUCGCUGCUUGAGAAUGUUUCUUUUUUGUGAUCAGAUUUUUUGCUUUAAUUGGCAAAAAAAAAGCUUCUGUAGAAAAAAGUGUCUUUCAUAAGGUGUUGUUGCAGUGUCAGUCAAGAUUAUCACAGUUUUUUUAGCCCUGGACAUGAAGAGGAAGGACAUCAUGAUUUAUUUUCAUUUCAGGUCGUUGUGUUGGCGCGAGAGUGGACAGGUUCUGGCAUAAUAUGUUUAAAGUGUAUGGGUGUCCUCCGUGGAUUUUUGCAUAUUGAUCUUGAUUGUUUUCUUAAAUCUGGACUUCAUACUGAAUUUCUCAGGAUAAUGAAUUACAUUAUGACGAAUUCAAUUCACUUCAAACAGCAGAUAUUUUUCCUUUUUUAGGUUUUCUUCAUGAUUUACAGCUUCAACCAGAGCCAUAACUGAUAUGCACAUGUAGCUGUAUAAGUGAUUGUCAUGUUGUUUUACUCACUCGCGUUUAUUUUGUAUUUUCUGUUAUUAAAAUCUGAAAAAUAAAAAUGUAUUGGAAAGA
Messenger RNA from Platichthys flesus (European flounder), 2885 nucleotides. RefSeq names its product cell division cycle 34 homolog (S. cerevisiae) b (gene cdc34b). The transcript has 5 exons. Bases 541 to 1257 code for a protein of 238 amino acids. The record is from RefSeq and is a predicted model, not a curated record. NCBI's taxonomy places the organism in Eukaryota, Metazoa, Chordata, Actinopteri, Pleuronectiformes, Pleuronectidae. Gene Ontology annotation, biological process: protein polyubiquitination; ubiquitin-dependent protein catabolic process. Gene Ontology annotation, molecular function: ubiquitin conjugating enzyme activity.